AUGAAUCAGCAGCAACGCGUCGCCCAAUCGCUGUAUGAAGCAUGGAUGGAUGGACAGCAUGAAGAAGAAGACCUGAACGAGCGCGCCGAUUCCGGCUUCAAGCACGCCGAGCGGAGCCGGAAAAGCAAAUCUCGCCUACAGCAAUGCCUACCGGAAGAGCAUCUCGCAUUCACCGAGCAUCGCCAGCCCGAAGCCGCCUUCACGCUCUCAAAGUGUUUUGAGCGCCGCUCAGUCCGUUUCGUUGAAGCUGCCAGCCUCACGAGCAUC
Messenger RNA from Mesorhabditis spiculigera, 267 nucleotides. The record is from the annotation of a GenBank genome assembly. Lineage: Eukaryota; Metazoa; Nematoda; Chromadorea; Rhabditida; Rhabditidae.